Molecule: messenger RNA, 2235 nt
Organism: Carlito syrichta (Philippine tarsier)
Lineage: Eukaryota; Metazoa; Chordata; Mammalia; Primates; Tarsiidae
Product: zinc finger protein 595-like
Exons: 5
Coding region: 13-2235 (740 amino acids)
Biological process (GO): central nervous system development; regulation of transcription by RNA polymerase II
Cellular component (GO): nucleus
Molecular function (GO): RNA polymerase II cis-regulatory region sequence-specific DNA binding; DNA-binding transcription factor activity, RNA polymerase II-specific
Source: RefSeq, a predicted model, not a curated record
GAAAAGGAAGAAAUGACUGCUUCUCAGGGGCUGUUGACAUUCAAGGAUGUGGCUAUAGAAUUUUCUCCAGAAGAGUGGGAAUAUCUGGAUCCCCCACAGCGAAUGUUGUACAGAACUGUGAUGUUAGAGAACCACAGAAACCUGGUUUUUCUAGGACUUGCUGUCUCUAAGCCAGAUCUGAUCAUGUGUCUGGAGCAAAGGAGAGAGCCCUGGAAUGUGAAGAGUCACAGUAAAUUAGCCAAAUCUCCAGCUGUGACUUCUCAUUACACUGAGGGCCUUUUGCCAGAGGAGAGCAUAGAAGAGUCACUUUCAAAGGUGCCAAUGGGAAGAUAUGGAAGGUUUGACCUUAAGGAUUUACACUUAAAAAAAUCUUGGGAAAGCCUGCAUGAGUGUGAAGGACAGAAAGGAUGUUCUAUUGUAGAUAACCACUACAAAUGUAACAAGUGCGGGAAAGUCUUUCAUCAACACUCCAUAUUUGCUAUCCACCAGAGUAUCCAUAUUUCUGAAAUGGCUUCCAAACAUGAAUAUGGCAAAAUGUUUAACCAUUCCUCAAAAUGUAGACAACAUCCAAAAAAUACUGGAGGAAAUGUACAUAAUAUAUGUGGGAAAGUGUUUAGAAAAACAUCUUAUCUAAAUAGACAUGAAAGAAUCCAUAGGGGAGAGAGAGACUUCAAAAGUGAAGAAUGUGGUAAAACCCUUAGCUAUUACUCAUGCCAUUCCAAACAUCAGAAAAUUCAUACUGGAGAGAAUCUCUAUAAAUGUGAAGAAUGUGAUAAAGCCUUUACUUUGUAUUCAUAUCUUAUUCACCAUCAGAGAAUACAUACUGCACAUAAACCCUACAAAUGUCAAAUAUGUGACAAAUCAUUUCAUCAGUACUCAAAUCUUAUUCAACAUCAAAGAUACCAUAUUGGAGAGAAAACCUACAAAUUUGAAAAAUGUGGCAAAGCCUUUCACACACAUUCAGACCUUGCUCAACAUACUAUAAUCCAUACUGGAAAGAAAGUCAUUUACAAAUGUGAAGAAUGUGACAAAACCUUUCGAUCUCAUGCAGACCUUGCUCGGCAUAAAAUGAUCCAUACUGGACAGAAACCCUACAAAUGUGAAAAAUGUGGCAAUGCCUUUCGUUGGUACUCAUGUCUUAUUCGGCAUCAGAGAAUCCAUACUGGAGAGAAACCCUACAAAUGCAAAGAAUGUGGCAAAGUCUUUUGCUCUUACAAAAGAUUUGUUAAACAUAAGACCAUCCAUACUGGAGAGAAACCAUACCGAUGUAAAGAAUGUGGCAAAGUCUUUCCUUGGCACUCAGGUCUUAUUCGACAUCAGAAUAUCCAUACUGGAGAAAAACCCUACAAAUGUGAAGAAUGUGGCAAUGCCUUUCGCUGGUACUCAAGUCUUCUUCAACAUCAGAGUAUCCAUACUGGAGAGAAACCCUACAAAUGCGAAGAAUGUGGCAAAGCCUUUUAUUGGUACUCAAAGUUAAUUGACCAUCAGAGAAUCCAUACUGGAGAGAAACCCUACAAAUGUGAAGAAUGUAGCAAAGCUUUUACUCGGUACUCAAGUCUUAUUGAACAUCAGAGAAUUCAUAGUGGAGAGAAACCAUACAAAUGUAAAGAAUGUGGCAAAGCCUUUCGCUGGCACUCAGGUCUUAUUCGACAUGAAAAUACCCAUACUGGAGAGAAACCCUACAAAUGUCAACAAUGUGGCAAAGCCUUUCACUCUCACAAUGGAUUUGUUAUGCAUAUGUGGAUCCAUACUGGAGAGAAAUCCUACAAAUGUGAAGAAUGUGGCAAAGCCUUUUACUCUCAUAAAGUAUUUGCUGAACAUAAGACCAUCCAUACUGGAGAGAAACCCUACAAAUGUCAAGAAUGUGGCAAAGCUUUUACUCGGUACUCAAGUCUUGUUGACCAUCAGAGAAUCCAUAGUGGAGAGAAACCAUACAAAUGUAAAGAAUGUGGCAAACUCUUUCGUUGGCACUCAGGUCUUAUUCGACAUGAGAAUACCCAUAAUGGAAAGAAACCCUACAAACGUCAAGAACAUGGUCUUAUUCGACAUGAAAAUAGCCAUAAUGGAGAGAAACCCUACAAAUGUCAAGAAUGUGGCAAAGCCUUUCGCUCUUACAAUGGAUUUGCUGGACACAUAAUCAUCCAUACUGGAGAGAAACUCUACAAAUGUGAAAAAUAUGAUAAAGCCUGUUACUCUCAUAUACAAUUUACUGGACAUGUGAAAAAUCCACAUUGA